AGCGUGCCAAUAAGAAAGCGAAACGGAAGAAACCAAUGGAAAAAAGGAGAGAAUAGAAUAAAAAUUCCACCUCCCCGAAAGCCGAAACCCCCCUCGUCGAAUACAUCCCGUCGGCCGACGAGUGUCGCCGCCUUUGCCUCUUUCCUUUUCUCUCACUCUCCUUUCGUUUUCGCUGAACUGUAGCUUGCCGCAGGAAACCAAACAUCGCUGCCCUCCUCGCUGCAACUCUUGCUUCAACGCUGCCGGUGUCAAGACUCAAGAUAUUAGCUGUGAUCUGAUGAAGGCUGCUGAUGUCUGA
This is a messenger RNA of Linum tenue, 298 nucleotides long. Lineage: Eukaryota; Viridiplantae; Streptophyta; Magnoliopsida; Malpighiales; Linaceae. The record is from the annotation of a GenBank genome assembly.